UCAACUCUUUGCUUGUGGUUAGUGUAUGCGUGAUUUUCCGGUUGGUUGGGAUAAAAAUAAAUUUUCUCAUCUAUUUAUGGAUGGAACCACCGAUGAUGAGGGUGAAAACCCUCCAGUUAAGAGUUUGAGAGACUAUAUGCAUCCAACUAGAGUCUCUCAACCUUCAUGCAUUGUUUUGCCUGCUACUACAACGACUUAUGAGAUUAGGACCAAUACCAUUCAGGCUCUUCCCAACUAUUAUGGUAAGGAGAACGAAAAUCCUUACUAUCACAUUAGAGACUUUGAAGAAUUGUGUGGUACGGUUAAAAUUAAGAAUUUGUCUGAUGAAUACCUUAGACUUAGGUUGUUUCCUUUCUCAUUAAAAGAUAAGGCAAAAUCUUGGCUAGAUGCUUUGCCUCCUUCAUCAAUUAGGACUUGGGAAUACAUGACAAAAUUGUUUUUGAACAAGUUUUUCCCUAGGCAUAAGACUUCUGCCAUUCGUCAAAAAUUAAAUAGUUUUGUGAAACAACAGGGAGAAUCUCUCUAUGACUACUUAGAGAGAUUCCAUGAUCUUUUGCUGCAGUGUCCACAUCAUGGAUUUGAUACUCCUAGGCUUACGUUGAUUCUUUACGAAGGGUUAGAUCAUAAAACUAUGACCACGGUAGAGUCACUUUGUGGUGGUAAGUUUCAGGAAAAAAGUGCUGAUGAGGGGUAUACAUUCUUGCAAGAGGUAGCUGAAAGAACCCAAGAGUGGGAUGCUAAAGAACCGGUAAGGUCAAUUGCUAAUAGCAAAGGAGCGCACAGAGUUGAUAUUCAAUUUGACUCUGACGCUAAAAUAGCUUCGCUGACAAGAAGGCUUGAGUCGCUAGAACAUAGUUCUAAAACUAAGCCUUUCGUCGAGUCUUUGGACCAAACCUUUUAUGACGAUGGUAGUGAGCAAUUCAAUGCUCUCUAUCAAGAUAAUCGUCGUAAAUAUGACCCUUAUUCCAAUACUUACAACCCAGGGUGGGAAAGACACCCUAAUUUUUCAUGGUCUAGAGGUCAGUAUGAAGGUCAUUCUAAUAAUGCUAGUGGUUACACACAGAAACCUUCCAUUCCUAAUGAUUCUUCUAACCAAAGAAUGCCUAGUAUGGAAGAAAGUCUAAGUUUGUUUAUGCAGGCUACUCAAAAGUCAAUAACAAACUUAGAGCAGACCACUGCAAGGUCCAUAGCAAAUAUAGAACGACAAGUAGGUCAUCUUGCUAGUCAAAUGAAUGAUAGAGACAAGGGACAGUUCCCAAGUCAAACCAUGCCUAACCCUAAGGGUUUUUUUGAGGUCAGCAAAUCUGAUGCUAAAUCCUCCGAUCAAGUCCAAGCCGUUACUUCCUUAAGAAGCGGACGGAUCAUUGAUAAUCAUGUUAGUAAUCCUAAGGAAAAUGAGCAUCAAAGGAACACACCAAUUGUGACGCAGGUUACACCUUCGGCACAAAAAGAAACCAAUGAACCUGAAAAAUAUGAAUCUGAAAAUACUUAUGUUCCUCGUGCUCUAUUUCCUCAACGGUUACUACCCCGUAAGGAAGGAGCUAGUUCUAGUGACAUCUUAGAAGUUUUUAAACAAGUUAAGAUUAACAUUCCUCUUUUAGAUGCCAUUAAACAAAUUCCUUUGUAUGUUAAGUUCUUGAAAGAUAUGUGCACUGUGAAACGUAAUUUGAAUGUGCAGAAAAGAGCUUUUCUUGCUGAACAGGUGAGCUCUAUCAUUAUGUAGAAAACGCCGCCUAAAUACAAAGAUCUUGGUUGUCCUACUAUUGCUUGUACUAUAGGAAAACACAAGAUUGAGCAUGCUUUAUUAGAUUUAGGAGCUAGUGUGAAUCUCUUGCCAUAUUCUGUGUAUGGACAACUAGGACUUGGUGACUUGAAACCCACUAAUGUCACACUCUAAUUGGCUGAUAGGUCUACUAAAAUUCCUAGAGGAGUGGUAGAAGAUAUUCUUGUGCAGGUUGAUAGCUUUGUUUAUCCUGUGGAUUUUAUUUUUCUAGAUACACAACCUAUGGCAGACCCUAGUGGUCAAAUUCCUAUUAUUUUAGGGAGACCUUUCUUAGCAACUGCUAAUGCGAUCAUAAACUGUAUGAAUGGUAUUAUGGAACUUACUUUUGGUAGUUGUAAAAUGGAAGUGAAUGUCUUUCCUGUUGCACGUUCUCCUCCUGAUUUUAUUGACCGUGAAACUGUUUGUAUGAUUGAUAAAAUUGUUCAUGAUACUUUCUUGCAGAAUCAUUUAGAAGAUCCAUUAGAAGCAUGUUUAACUCAUUUUGGGCAGGAUAUAACUGAUGAUAGUGUUAUUUGUGAAGUCAAUGCAUUGUUAGACUCCACCCCACUGCUGGACACUAGUAAAUGGAAGCCUAAAAUUGAACCUCUUGUACUGUCCGAAUCUCAACUAGUUCCAUCAAUCGAGAAAGCUCCGACCUCGACUCUUAAGCCAUUGCCCGACACUUUAAAAUAUGUUUACUUAAACUCUGAAAACACUUUACCUGUCAUUAUUGCUUUUAAUCUCACACUAGAAAAGGAAAGUAAGUUGGUAGAUGUCCUUAGAGAAUAUAGAAAGGCUAUAGGUUGGUCCAUUGCAGAUUUGAAAGGUAUUAGUCCUAGCGAUUGUAUGCAUCAUAUCUACUUAGAAGAGAACUCUAAAGCAUCUAGAAAGAUGCAACGUAGGCUAAAUCCUAACAUGAAAGAGGUAGUAAGAGAGGAAGUUCUGAAACUGUUGGAUGCAGGUAUCAUUUACCCGAUAUCCGAUAGUACUUGGGUCAGCCCUGUUCAAGUUGUACCCAAGAAAUCAGGAAGUACCAUAGUCAAGAAUGAUUGUAGUGAAUUGAUUCCCACUCGGCAGUCCACCUGGUGGUGUGUAUGCAUUGACGAUAGGAGAUUUAACAAGGUCACGAGGAAAGAUCAUUUUCCUCUGCCAUUCAUUGACUAAAUGCUUGAAAGGUUAGCCGACCAUAUUUACUAUUGUUUCUUAGAUGGUUACUCCGGCUAUAACCAGAUCCUUAUUGCCCCUGAAGACCAAGAAAAUACCACUUUUACCUGUCCAUUUGGGACAUUUGCAUAUAAACACGUGCCAUUUGGGUUGUGUAAUGCACCCGCCACUUUCCAGCGUUGUAUGUUAAGCAUAUUUUCUGACAUGGUAGAAAGGUUUAUUGAAGUUUUCAUGGAUGAUUUUUCUGUGUUUGGAUCUUCUUUCGAUGAAUGUCUCCAUCAUCUCACUCUAGUCCUAGUGAGAUGCAAGGAGAAAAAUCUUGUGUUGAAUUGGGAGAAAUAUAAUUUCAUGGUUCAGUCUGGAAUUGUGUUAGGUCACAUUAUUUCUUCCAAGGGUAUAAAAGUAGACAAGGCUAAGGUUGAUUUAAUUUCUAAGUUGAGACCUCCACAUACAGUUACAGAAGUUAGAUAAUUCUUAGGUCAUGCAGGUUUUUACCGUCGUUUUAUUAAAGUUUUAGUAAGAUCUCACGUCCUUUAAGCAAUCUUCUUGGUAAGGACGUUGCUUUUGUCUUUGAUGAAACUUGUGUUGCGGCUUUUGAGGAGCUGAAAUUGUUGUUAACUUCUGCCUCUAUUAUACAACCGCCUAAUUGGAAUCUUCCAUUUGAGAUUAUGUGUGACGCUUCUAAUUUUGCAGUUGGAGCUGUUUUAGGACAACGCAAGGAUAAAGCACAGCAUGUUAUUUACUAUGCUAGUAAGACAUUGAAUGAUGCACAAUUGAAUUAUACCACUACUGAAAAAGAACUUUUGUCGAUUUUGUUUGCUUUAGAAAAGUUCAGACCUUAUCUUUUAGGGUCUAAGAUCAUUAUAUUCUCUGAUCAUGCCGCAUUAAAGUACCUUCUUUAUAAGAAGGAUGCUAAACCUAGGUUGAUUAGGUGGAUAUUAUUGUUGUAGGAGUUUAACUUUGAUAUUCAGGACAAGAAGGGAUCUGAGAACGUAGUGGCAGAUCACCUUUAUAGGAUCAUUUCAGAGUCUUCUAAUGAUGCCUUACCUUUGCAUGAAUCGUUUCCCGAUGAACAAUUGUUUGUUGUUUCGCAGUUACCUUGGUUUGCUGAUAUUGUUAAUUAUCUUGCUAUUGGUCAAAUUCCUGAGCAUUGGUCGAAACAAGAUAGAACUAAAUUUUAGCUGAGGUUAAGCAUUUUUUUUUUGGGAUGAUCCAUAUUUGUUCAAAUAUUGUCUUGAUCAGAUUAUUCGCAGAUGUGUGCCUAAUGAUGAAAUUAUGAGUGUUAUCACUUUUUGUCAUUCUUAUGCUUGUGGUGGCCAUUUUAGCUCUAAGAAAACUGCUGCCAAAAUUCUGCAAUGUGUAUUUUAUUGGCCUACUUUGUUUCAUGAUACUCAUGAGUUUUGUCGAAGUUGUGACAGGUGCCAAAAGCUGGGAAGGAUUACUAGGCGCAACAUGAUGCCGCCGAACUCCAUAUUGAUAGUGGAAAUAUUUGAUGUAUGGGGAAUAGACUUCAUGGGACCUUUCCCAUCUUCAAACGGUAAUGUAUACAUCUUGUUAGUGGUUGAUUAUGUGUCUAAAUGGGUUGAGGCCAUAGCUACCAAGAAGAAUGAUCGCAACAUUGUGAUCAAGUUCGUUAGAGAAUGCAUAUUUUCUCGAUUUGGUACCCCUAGAGCCAUUAUCAGUGAUGGAGGGUCACAUUUUUGCAAUAGUUCCUUUAAAACUCUUUUAAGUAAGUACUCCAUUACUCAUAAAGUCUCUACACCAUAUCACUCCCAGACUUGUGGUCAAGUCGAAGUUUCUAACCGACAGAUUAAGCAAAUAUUAGAGAAAACGGUGAAUCCAAACCGUAAAGAUUGGUGUGCACGAUUAUUGGAUGCACUUUGGGCUUACCGAACUGCUUAUAAGACACCUGUUGGUAUGUCUCCGUAUCGACUUGUCUAUGGUAAGGCAUGUCAUUUACCGGUUGAGUUACAACAUAAGGCCUAUUGGGCCAUUAAGACCUUUAAUGUUGAUUUUUCUACAGCUGGGAAUCACCGUAAGCUUCAACUCAAUGAGUUAGAAGAGAUUAGGAAUGAUGCAUAUGAGAAUGCAAAGCUUUACAAAGAGAAACCUAAAGUGUUUCAUGAUAAGUCGAUUAGUCGUAAGUCAUUUGAACCUGGGCAGAAAGUUCUCUUGUAUAAUUCUAGAUUGCAUUUAUUUCCUGGUAAGUUAAGAUCUCGUUGGACAGGCCCAUACUAUGUCAAAGAAGUUUUCCCUCAUGGGGCUGUCGAACUUGAGAACAGAGAAUCUGGUAAUGUGUUUAAGGUUAAUGGACAACGAGUAAAACCAUUUUUAGAACUCCUUAAUGCCGAGGUGGAAACUGUCCUCCUCGAAGAUCCAGUCUAUCAAGACUAAAACUGUUUGGAUUCUUGUUGUUGUAUGGUAGAUUUUUUUUUUGUUCCUUUUUAUGUUUUGUUUUUUUUUUGCAGGGAAACAAAUUCCAAUUUCUUCAUGGGAGUCAACCCAUUGGAUUCUGCUUCGUGGGAAUCAACCCACCAUAUUUGUUCCCAUUUUCUUUAUCUCUUGUUUUUAUUUGUUUGUUUGUGAAUUUUGUCAUCUUAACUUGUACAUUGGAUGACUCAAUUACAUUGAGGACAAUGUAUUGAUUAAGUGUGGGUGAGUGGUUUUCACUUCAGUUCUUUUUAUAUAGGUUUUCUCUUUAAAAAAAAAUGGUUUAUUUGAGCUAUUGCAUUUCAUGACCAGCUGUGGAGCGGGUCUAUCCCCAUAUCCUAUUUUUAUUCGGCUGUAGAGCGGAUUCCCCUUUCUCCUAUUUUAUCCAGCUGUUGAGCGGAUUCCCCUUUCUCCCAUUUUAUCCGGCUGUAGAGCGGAUUCCCCUUUUUCCUAUUAUAUCCAGCUGUAGAGCGGAUACCCCUGUCUCCUAUUUUAUCCAGCUGUUGAGCGGAUAUCCCUAACCCCUCUUAUCCAGCUGUUGAGCGGAUUUUUUUUUGUUUUGCUCGGAACUAGUAAAAUGAAUUAUAAAUGAAAUUCGUUUGCCCGGAGAACUAAUGUCCUAGAAGCUAAAUUGGUUCUUGUGACUUGCAAUUCCAAAGGAGUCGGAGCUUGUGGGCUAGCAAGCCAACAAUUUAUGGGCCGCAUCACUUAAGCCAGGAGGUUGAACAAAGAAAUGAUGUCCUCUACCAAACGUGUGAGCUGCACAAGGGGGCUUAGAAAGUGAGACGGGUCCCAUUUUUCCACCUCUUCGGUGUUAUCAAAACAAGAAAAAAAAAUCUUCAUUUUUCUUUCUCAUUUCAAGCUGGUAACAACAGAGAAAGGGAAUUUGAGAUCGAGCUUCAUACUUGAAUGGAAUUCGUCAUCAUCCAAACAGCUACAGCCAAACCAAGGUGGUAUCUUCUCCGUUACCUCUCGUUAGAUGGAGUUCAAGCUCUUCUCUCCAAUUCAAGAGCACCAGAUCUUGAGGCAACAUCAAUGGAUCUGUGUCAGACUGUUGUAGUGUUGGAAUUUAUACGCAGCAGCAACGACAACAGAGCUACAAGGUUCGUUAUCGGCUGAAAUUGGUUUUGACCUAACUUUUGGUCUUGAUUAAAUGGUGACUUUUGGGGCGGUUCUGAGUUGUAAACGAAGAUGAAAUCAUGAAGAUGCGAAUGAAGUGUCAAGACUGAAACUUGGUUACAGCAAAGCUAGGUCGUGAUGUUUGUUCGCUGUGAACGGAGAUCGGGUUCAUUCCAUGAGCUUGAUCGAUGGAGGUUUGGGGGUUUCAACAUCAGUUGAUAUUGGGUCUUAAUUUAAUGGUGAUGGACAACGAAAACAUAUUAUUAUGUGGGUAUUCGAUUGAACACAGAAAGGUGUUGCUGCCAUGAAUGUUGUGAUUAUGAAAAACAGGUCAGUGGCCGGAGUUGAGAAACAUUUCAGUUAAGAAAGUACUGGUUGCUUGAGUUGAGUGGUGUCUAAAGAUCCCAUAAAACCAACUCUCUGUGAUAUGUGGUAAUGUUAAGUGGUUUUGAAUGGUGAAAAACACUUGCUGCUGUUGUUGAUUUAACGGAGUUGGAGAAGGUGUAUAUGUUGACUGCAUUUGGAAGUCGUCGAGCUGGUGUAGUCGGUGGUGGCUGGAAGUGCAGGGAAAGCAGCUGUGGCGAAGCUUGGUUCAGCUGUUGUGAUCAAUGGCUAGCUCUGUGGUUGUAUGUGAACUGAAAGUAGUCAGGGAAUUUGGCUGAGUUGAUUGCAAAUUGUAUAAGGCAGUCUCAUAUGGAACAAGGAGAUGGAUUCUAAUUUAGUUUUUCUAUGGAGCUUGGAUCAGAGCUAAUCGAGCUGUAAUAGCCAGUGGGUGACGAGACUGUGAAUAUUCUGAAGUACAACUGUAGCCGGUAUGUAGAGUGGUUGUUUGCGAUUCCACACUUGAAUGUUUUUGACUGAGAACAAACACAGCAGUAACAACUUGUGAAGACGGUGAUACUGCCUGAUUGCAAGUGAUGAUGGUGGAUGGGUAACCUGUAGUGGUGUUUUGUAAGAUGGAGAUGCUGGUGUUGGUUGCAUCAGUUCAGUGGAUCUGAAAUGGUCGUGACCAGUGGUGCUGAGAUGAUUCGAUUGAGCUGGUUGUUGGUGGUAUUGGUCAUGGCUGUGAACAAGGAGGUGCAGACAGUGGCCAGACGUACUGUUGGCCUGGAGUUCUGUUUUUGGACUGGGAUUUGGUGUGUGCUGGCGUCCGUCACCAGAGGAGAGUUUGGAUGGUUAAUUAACCUGGUGUGAAGAGAAGAAAAGAUACGCCGAAUACAGGGAAGAAACUAGGGUUUGCAUUUAUCUUUACUUUUCGAUUUGCAUAACUUGAUUUAUUCCUGAAUCAUUUUCUAUGGCUUUUAAGAAAGCUAUGUCUAGAUAAACUCUUCAUUAGGCUGAAAGAUGAACUUGUAGUUUUGAUUUAUUUGUGUUCUAAAACAGGGGUUUUCAACAACUAAAGCUUAAUGUCAAUUGUUUGAGU
Molecule: messenger RNA, 7898 nt
Organism: Papaver somniferum (opium poppy)
Lineage: Eukaryota; Viridiplantae; Streptophyta; Magnoliopsida; Ranunculales; Papaveraceae
Exons: 2
Coding region: 26-1723 (565 amino acids)
Source: RefSeq, a predicted model, not a curated record